This is a messenger RNA of Mytilus trossulus (common blue mussel), 2377 nucleotides long. Its product is annotated as neuroligin-3-like. The record is from RefSeq and is a predicted model, not a curated record. The transcript has 11 exons. NCBI's taxonomy places the organism in Eukaryota, Metazoa, Mollusca, Bivalvia, Mytilida, Mytilidae. The coding region runs from base 504 to 2213 and encodes 569 amino acids.
UAUACAAAAAUCAAAAUAAAUAUAGAAUAAGAUAUGCAUAAAUAGUCACUGAACCAGCAGCAUUGGACAUAUAACAUAGCCAGAUCAACUUGUUGAUAUCUUACGCCACAUGUUCAAAAUUCUUUCGAAAUUUUUAAUCAACAUACCAUUUCAUCAGUAAUUUUUUUCUUAAUUAUCUCAAACAGGCACGAUAGUCUGCAUUCAAUAUUAUCAUAUAACUUUUUUAUUAGAGCUGGCAUUCAUCAUCGAUUUAUUGUUGUUUAAGAAUUUGACCUCCUGACUACGAAAUUAAGCAGACAGAACGUAAUUAAGAAGGAACAUUAUCAAUUAAUAAUAGCGUCAGAUUAAUAAUUUUCAUGAACAAUAAAGACAUAACAUGACAGCUGAGAAAUGUUGCUAAUAUAUUGCAUUAUCCAUAUUAUGUAGUUAAAGUUGAUGAUCUGUAAAUACUUUUUCAGUUGCCUGUUGGAGCUUUAUAAUAGUCGGGCUUCUUUUCUGAUGAAAUGAUAAUACUUGAUACUUUGAUUGUGACAGUGUUGUGCUGUAUAAGUGUCACAUCAACAAAUGAAUGGAAUCCAAUUAGGAAUACACUGUAUGGUAAAAUUCGUGGAAAAGUAACGUCUAGGCUUUCUGGAAAAUAUGUCGAGGAAUAUCUUGGAAUACCGUACGCUUCCCCUCCAAUUGGAUCACUACGAUUUGAGCGAUCUGUACCACCUAUAAAUUGGUCUGACAUUAAGGAUACAAAUUAUUUACCCCCUGCAUGUCCACAAUACGGAUCUGAUUACAUAGAUCUUCACAGAGAAGGUUUUAAUAAGUUUGACGAAGACUGUUUGUAUAUGAAUAUAUAUGUUCCAAAAUUAAAGCAGGAAUCAUUACCGGUGUUGUUAUAUGUCCACGGAGGAUCUAACAUUGUAGGUAUGGGCGCCAUGUUUGAUGGAGAUGUUCUUGCAGCUCAUGGGGAAAUUAUCGUAAUUACAUUUAAUUACAGGCUUGGUAUAUAUGGUUUCUAUGCAGACAAAAGUAAAGGUAUUGAAGGGAUAUACGGUUUGUUGGACCAGGUACAGGCGAUGGAAUGGGUUAAUCAAAACAUCAAGUAUUUUAACGGCGAUCCAGAACGAGUGACCAUCCAUGGUCAUAGCCUAGGGGCCUCAGAUGUUGGACUUCAUAUUGUUUCCAAUCGGACUAAAGGAUUAUUUAAAAAUGCAAUCAUACACAGCGGUUCACCAAUUGCCCAUUGGUUUUUAUCUGACUGUGUGAGAACCAGUAGAAAAACGUCCUUCCCUGUAGAUUGUAGACUAGGGACGACUCGAGUUAAUAAUAAAUUCAGUCCAAUACAGGAUAAAUGGAUGAAUAUAUCUGAAGAAAUGUUUAAUGUAGCUUUAACAAAGGACAUAACAUUUGGAACAUAUCCAAUAACUAUAGACGGAUAUUAUACAACAGAGAGUCCAGAGAAUAUGUAUCGAUGUGAAAACAACAUCCAUGCAGAAUCUGUGUUAUUGGUGUUGUCGAGAGAUGAAUUAUUUCCAUCCCUGUCAACAGAAGGGAAAAAUGACAAUUAUAGUAUUACCAUCGAAGUUUUGAUUAAUUACUAUCAAACACUGUUUCCUGAUGAAGACCAGUUUGCAAAUGAAGCAAAUUUAGUUUUCAAUGACUGGAAAGAAAGUAAAGUUUUACCAUUCCCACAGGCACCACGAAUACAAGCAGAUCUCAUUUUCUAUACACCUAUGAUUAAAUUGGCAGACAUAGUAUCAAGAUGGUUAAAUAAAACAUAUUUACUCAGCUUCGAAUAUAUUUCGGAGACACCAUCUGGACCAUUGUGGCAAGGUGUACCACAUGGCUGGGACUUGUUUUAUAUGUUUGGAAUACCACUUGUUGGACAUCAUCUACAUAAUUAUACAGCAAGAGAUGUAGAAAUGACAAAAAUUACUAUGUCAUUAUUAAGUGACUAUGUGAAAUAUGGAUAUUUGUCCACCAAUGACACUGAAUUGACAGGAGUGUACGAUUCAAAAUUACGAAACUACUACAAGAUAGACUACAAUGGUACACAAGCUGUUGUUACUACUGGAGUCAACUUCAGGAAGCCAUAUUACGAAUUCUGGAAUAGAUAUCUGUAUAAAUAUGAAGACACGAUUUGCGAUACAAGUUCUAAGCUGAGUGUGUGUUCAUAUAAUCUAUUGUUUUCUGUCACAAUAUAUACUCUCUUUUUUACAUGAGAUAAUGUGUAAUUUUGCAAAGUGUAUACAAAUUUCCUUACAAUUAUCAGGGUUGUAAUAGAUGUUGUCUUAUAGAAUUUUAAUUUGGUUGUAAUGCAGAUAAAUAACUAAAAGGGGUUUUGGAAGUGAAUAUUAACAGUUCAAGACAAAAAUUGAGAAUUGAA